This is a messenger RNA of Trifolium pratense (red clover), 4297 nucleotides long. Its product is annotated as phosphatidate phosphatase PAH1-like. The coding region runs from base 763 to 3477 and encodes 904 amino acids. The transcript is spliced from 11 exons. The record is from RefSeq and is a predicted model, not a curated record. NCBI's taxonomy places the organism in Eukaryota, Viridiplantae, Streptophyta, Magnoliopsida, Fabales, Fabaceae. Gene Ontology annotation, molecular function: phosphatidate phosphatase activity.
GUCGAGAAAAAAAGAAAGGGAAUAAACCUUGUAACAAAAUCAUGACAAAAAAUAUAUUUAUUGAAUAAAUUAAGCAUUACAGGACAUUAUAGUCAUUCAAUAAAAUUUGAUGAUUGUGUCCAAAAAAAAUAAUAAUAUUUGAUUAUAUUUUAAUGAUGAUUAUCUUCACUUGUGUUCAUUCACAUUCACAGGAGGUGGUCGGUGUUCACGUUUAUUUGUUCAAUUGAGUUUUUUUUUGACGCAAUUUGUUCAAUUGAGUUGAGACCCGAAAAAUAAAGCAUAAAGACCAAAAAGUCCUAUGUAGGAUACAUUAUCCAUAAAAUAGUUUCGAAAAAACGGAGUAAUCGAAGUUUAUAGGAAUAACUAUUUAAUGCGUGGGACUGAGAUGGGUUUGUGGGGGGUUUUUUCUGGUAUCCAAAUCCUCUACAAAAUUCAAACUUUGAUUCAAGCCUCCAUCAUAUUAUUAUUUUAAUUCAUAACCACCAAGGUGGAUGAUUCAUUCAUAGCACAAUAUUUUAAUUACCUCGUUACAAAGAUUGUUUUAAACAAACGUGGGAAAAAUCGAAAUCGCCAUCAUCCGGAUUGUUUUCUGAAUCUGUUAAGUUUUGUUGUUGAUCAGGAACAGUAAUCAUCGGAAAGAAACACAGGUUGUAGGAAUAAUUUGUGUUUGUCUUGAUUGGAAGCAAAGCUUGAAAUUUGAAGUUUUUUUUUUUUUUUUUUUUUUUUUUUUUAAUUAGAAAUUUUGGUGUGAGAAAAAAAAAAAUGAAUGUGGUAGGGAAAGUUGGAAGUUUGAUAAGUCAAGGUGUGUACUCAGUUGCUACCCCUUUUCACCCUUUUGGUGGUGCUGUUGAUGUGAUUGUUGUUCAACAACAAGAUGGUACAUUUAGAAGCACACCUUGGUAUGUUAGGUUUGGUAAAUUUCAAGGUGUUCUCAAAGGUGCUGAAAAAGUUGUUAGAAUAAGUGUUAAUGGAGUUGAGUCCAACUUCCAUAUGUAUCUUGAUAAUUCCGGGGAGGCUUAUUUUGUGAAGGAAGUGGAUGAGGAUAAAGGGGUUGAUCUUGAUCAAGAUUCUAGUAACAAAAAUGAUACUAGUUUUUUAACUAAUGGUCAUAGACUUGAUCAUAGUAUCUCAGAUUCUGGGGUGCUUCGGUUGAAAGAUGAAGUUGAGUUGUCCGUUGUGCCUCGGAUUCAAAGGACAGAAUCUGAAGUGAGAUAUUAUGAUUUUCAAGAUUCAUUUGAUGAUUCAGUUGAUUUACCAGAAUACAGGUCUAAUUCGUACGGAAAUAUAGAGGGAGAAAAUCCCGCGGACUCGCAGGGUUCUCACCCAGAGAUGGUCCUGGUGAGUGUUGAUGGUCAUAUUUUGACAGCUCCUAUCUCAGAAUCAGAGCAAAACGAUGAAAAUGUGCGGUUAAGAAAUCCUCAAUUUCAUCUCGGCCCGGCUGAAGAGACUGACAUAUGUGAAGGCAAUGGAGAGUUUAGUUCUGGUGAAAAUGCUUGGGCUGCUGAUUAUAUUAGCCAGCUGGAUGUUUCAACAACUGAUAUCAAACCUAGACGGUGUGACGCUAAUGGUGAUGAUAAUACCUCUAUGAUCCCACUCAAAGUUUGUCAAGAAGAGGAGGUAAGUAUUUGUGAACCACAAGAAACUAUGGAGGUCGAAAUUCAUGAAGAUCUUCAUACGAAAACUGAUUCAGAAGGUGUGGUUGUAUCUGGCAUCAAGAAGGAGUGUGUUUUCAAAAGCUGUUUGGAGCUACAGGAACUUGCACAGCUGGCUGGAAAUCCUGAAUUACAAGGUUCAUUGUUGGAGGUUCAAAAUUCAUCUUACGAAUCUAAUGCAAGUUCUCCUGUACAAUCUACAAACAUCGACGAGUUAUCCUCCACAAGUACUCCUACUUCUUCUGGUUGCCAUAAAUCUCCAAAGUCAGAAUCAGGACUUCAAGAGGUUGAAAAAGAUGCAUCGACAGAGGUUGAAGCUGAAACUGCAUACGACUCCCCUUCUAUUACUGGUGAUACUGAACGGAGUAGCGAACAAGUUGACAUGCCAGUAUCAAAUGGCAGGGUAGAUGAUAGUCAUCAAACCACUUCUCUUGAAGAUGUUAGUAAUGCAAGUGAGGUUUUGGAGCCUCAUACCGAAACUUCAAGUAAUACAAAUGAGGUUUUGGAACCUCAUACUGAAACUUCAAGUAAUGCAAAUGAGGUUUUGGAACCUCAAACCGAAACUUCAAGUAAAGGUGACCAAAUCCAUUCCGGUCUGGGAUUUGAGAUCUCCCUUUGUGGUCAUGAACUUAAGGCAGGUAUGGGCUUGGUAGCUGCUGCUGGAGUGUUUGAAGAACAUCGAAUAUCAGCAGAGGAUUUUGCAAAUUCUGCACCGUCAAUAAUUAAAAAUCAAAAUCUCGUUAUCAAGUUUAAAGAGAUGUACUUAACGUGGGAAAAGGCUGCUCCUCUUGUUCUCGGUGCAGCUGCAUUUGGUUCGAUUUUACCUGUCGAGUCGAAAAAUGCAUUUCCGGUGGAACAAGAUGAUGCAUUGAAGUCCAGGGAGGAUGAUCAACAAUCACCCUCGUCUGGACGGAGAUGGAGACUUUGGCCUAAUCCAUUUCGAAGGGUCAAGACACUUGAACACAGUUAUAGCGACGCAUCAAAUGAAGAUGUUUUUCUAGAUUCCGAGUCUGGGACUCUUUUAGAACCAACUCCAUCAUUGAGUAAUCAGGGAUCUCCUCAUAAGCAAUUUGUAAGGACAAAUGUUCCAACCAAUGAACAGAUAGCAUCCUUGAAUCUUAAAGAUGGUCAAAAUACAGUAACCUUCAGUUUCUCAACAAGGGUUCUAGGAACACAGCAGGUUGAUGCUCAUAUAUACUUAUGGAAGUGGAAUGCUAGAAUCGUAAUUUCUGAUGUUGAUGGAACUAUUACAAAGUCUGAUGUUUUGGGACAGUUCAUGCCUUUAGUUGGCAAAGAUUGGACACAAUCUGGGGUGGCAAGGCUUUUCUCUGCCAUUAAGGAAAACGGAUACCAGCUACUGUUUCUAAGUGCCCGUGCAAUUGUCCAGGCAUAUCUAACCAGGAAUUUCCUACUUAACCUGAAACAGGAUGGAAAAACCUUACCUAAUGGACCUGUUGUUAUUUCACCUGAUGGAUUAUUUCCUUCACUUUUCCGAGAAGUGAUAAGAAGAGCACCUCAUGAGUUCAAGAUUGCUUGUCUAGAGGAUAUCAAAAGACUUUUCCCUUCUGAUUAUAAUCCAUUCUAUGCGGGUUUUGGCAAUAGAGACACAGAUGAACUUAGUUACAGGAAAAUUGGAAUCCCAAAGGGCAAAAUAUUCAUUAUUAACCCAAAGGGCGAAGUAGCUAUUAGUCAACGUAUUGGUGCAAAGUCGUAUACAUCAUUACAUACCCUCGUCAAUGACAUGUUUCCACCUACUUCUUUAGUCGAGCAGGAGGACUACAACGCAUGGAACUAUUGGAGAAUGCCACUGCCAGAUAUCGACUAAUUUAUGGGUUAAGUUAUUUACUUCCCUUUGACAAGGAUCUGUUGAUACGAAACUAUUCAGCAUGUCAACCAAAAAGCCAGACAAUCCGCUAAUUUAUCGGUUAACUGAGUGGAGAGUACCUUCUAUCCGGGAAGUCAUUGAUGAUUGGGCAUGUAAGUUCUCCAAGAACAUAUUUCAUUGUGUUGGCAAUGCCCUUGUUUUCCUUCUUUUUUGAUCUGCAUUAAAUCUUGAUUUAUUUCUACUCAUCAACGGAGUUGUAUAACAUAACAUUUGGCUUACAUCAUAACUGCAACCUCUUGUAUAUUUUUCAUUGGGUUAUCAGGAAAUAAUGACACACAUGAUUAUCAAAGCAACUGUCUUUCUCUCUAAUUCUAAUUCUGGGUCGGUGGAUGUGGAGCCCAAGUAUUAGAGUUUGUAGGGUGUGUUGGGUAGCAUUUUCUGUUUUCACUUACAAGUACGUAAGUGUGUGACAUAAUUUUGACGUUGUCUUUUGUUUUGAAGAAUUUUAUGUAGUGUUUUUGUUGUUACUUGUACAAAUAUUUGAAAUCAUGAAAUGAAGUGAAAACAGAACAUUACAUUGUGGCCCUUGGUUUGUCCAAUGCAUAAAAAGAAAAGAAAUCCAUAUUUGUCUCUAUUGGAGUAAACAACUAGACGAGGAUGCUACAUGAAAGCCGAGGAAACAAAAGUUGUGUAGGUUUACUCAUUAUACAAUGGCUUCAAUUGUACAGAAAAUAUGCCACCCUAGGCAGUGUAAUAUCAGAAUGGAUUACUCAAUUAGCAGAAUAAUUUGUUUGACUUCUAUUUUACAUUUUUCUCGUGA